Messenger RNA from Moesziomyces antarcticus, 7173 nucleotides. RefSeq lists its product as uncharacterized. Gene Ontology annotation, cellular component: cell septum; cytoplasm. Bases 1 to 7173 code for a protein of 2390 amino acids. The transcript has 6 exons. NCBI's taxonomy places the organism in Eukaryota, Fungi, Basidiomycota, Ustilaginomycetes, Ustilaginales, Ustilaginaceae. The record is from RefSeq and is a predicted model, not a curated record. Gene Ontology annotation, biological process: establishment of cell polarity; positive regulation of G2/M transition of mitotic cell cycle.
AUGACGGUCGGAACGACAAACGCGGCGAGGAGAGAGGAGCGAGGAGCUUCCCCGUGCGCCACUUUACGACUUUGCUGGCUGCUGGCUCGCGCUUUUUGGCUUUCGUUUUCGGUUUCGCUUUCAACCUCCGAAGCGGCCGAAGCGCUUGCUGGCCAGGCCCUCCCUGCGUCCAUCGUGCAAUUACAGCAGCAAUUUAGGCUGGGACGAAGGUCGGGCGGACUUUGUCACCGCGCUGGCUGGCUGCCUGACUGGCGGGCUGGCGGGCUGGCGGGCUGGCUCGGUUGGGUAAGCGGUGCGUUGGGCGUCUUCCGGUGCACAUGGCACCUCGGCACCAGCAAAACGCCUCCUUCGAUGCAGCCGUGCCUGCAGCGCGCUCGCUCGUUUCGGGUUGCGAUGCAAAUCUUUCCCAGGCUCGACGUUGAGGCCGCAUGCCUCUCAACCAACGCAGGCACGCCAGCCCAUCUGCACACUGCAUCGCGUUGCGUCCACACACUCGAACCGCCUUGCAUCUCGCGACAACCGUUUCGCCACGCCCAAGGCCAACCUUGGGAGCCGCGCUUCUUUCGCAUUGGAGCGAGUGCCGAUUCGCAGCGCUUCGUCUCUCGUCCGCCUUCCGAUGCUCGUGUCUCUGCCCUGCUUCGACCCUGUUGCCAACACACGCUAAACCCGACCGACAGUGGUGGCGUCGAGUUUGCGUGGUCCCACACAUACCGGCCUCGGGAUACCGUACAUCUCUACUGCACGGCCCGGGCGUGCAAGCGCAUCAAUGGAAGCCGCUCCAGCUCGAGCUCGCUUGGCAGUCUCGUAAGGUACCCACGAUCUGCACCCUUCAUGCUCUCUUUGCCAAGUGUGGCUUGGGCCCCAUCGCCGUCCGCCAAAGUCCAGUUCGUCGUCGUCGCCCUCCUCCUCCAUCCUUCUUCCGCAUCUCUCUCAUCCCUGACCGGCUCUUCCAAGUCCCCGACGCAUCAAUCGAGGCUUGCCCUCCAAGCAACGUCUGUAUCGUCAUCAUCAUCUUCAGCAUCCGCUCGACGAACCAUGGCGGCAGCUCAGCGCGGUCGCUACUACAUGGCGCCGCACACUCCGCAGGCUCACAAGGCGGAAGCCAUGUACCGUCAGGCUUCGGGCGAGUACAGCUUUGACUCGGUCCGAUACGCUUCCAACGCGAGCCAGCCCAGCCUCUCGCACAGCAUCGCCACGUAUCCCGAAUCGACUCCUUCGUCGGUCUGCCGGCCGGAGUUCGGCGACUAUCCGCACGACAUGGCGCACAGCGACUGCGGAGCUAGCUUCAUCUCCGAGGUCCCACCUUCGCUCGACGACAAUUCCGACAUCGAUGAGGCUCGCUCCACCAACAGCUCCAAGCCCACCUUGAUCAAGUUUGUCGAGCCCGUCGUGCAGCGCGACCACCACACUGGCCAGCAGCGUCUGACGGGCAUGAAGAAGAAGAUGCAGAAGAAGAAGUCCGCGCAGGCGCUCCAGUCGGAUGCAGACCUCAGCGUCCACCACUUACCCAUCCUUGGCUUUGACGACGGCCUUUCUAGGCACCCAUCCGAGCAGGGCAUGUUGAAGGAUGCGAUGCACUUCCCCAGCGUGCCUCCUCGAGACGGCCGCAUCGCGCCCAAGCACGAGCAGUGGAACGUCGACACGAUCGACAUUGCGCUCGACGAUCUCGUGCUCGAAAAAGGCAAGACCCGAUCGAUGCUCGUAUCGCCAAGCUCGUCCGUCGAUACAGCCGUGGUCUCGACGGCUUCCGACCUGCGCGCCAAGGCCGCAGCCAUGAGGGCGUCUGCCUCGGUGCUCGAUGAAGCCAGGCAGGAUGACCUGCAGUACAGGGCCCAGCCACGUGCGCGUACGCUGAGCAACGCUCCGCGAUCUCCGCGUCGUCUGCCUGCAGACAUGCCACCCUUGCCGCCACUGCCUUCGGGCCUGGUUCAAUCUGCCAGCGGCAACGUUUUGGCUGGCUUGCAAACGGCGGCCGAGCAUCCUCUUUCGACACCCGACAUCCCCAGCUCUCCUGCCAGGAGCGUGGCCAGCGGCGCUGCCUUUGCUCCUCGCAGCAGCGUCAGCAGCCAGCUUCGAUCCGCCCAGUACAGCCCCGACGAGGAGAAUGUAUUUGCCUUUUCUCCGCCCAGCCUGUCCGGGCACGGCGAGGAGGCGACGCCUACGUGUGCAGAGCUUCCAGCUGCACGGGGCAUGGCCAACCGGCUCGGCUCGAUGGCCUCGUCCAACCAUAGCAGCCUGAAGGACAUGGAUCCGCGCGAGGUGAUCCAGCGAGCGCGCAUGCAGUCAAUGAGCUGCGGCCUUGAUGCCGAGAUCGCCGGCUCGGUUGACCUGGCCGAAGAGUCGUCGAGCAUCGACUCGGCGACACGAGGACCAUCGGGCGUCCAGGCUGAAGACUUACCGCCUCUGCUGUCGAACCACUAUCUGCAGGGCAGCGAGUUCUCGUCCAUCGAUCAGGCCGAAUACGAGCGCCUCCACCGUCUGCCCGAGAGAAUGCAGGCCGCUGCUGCUGCUGCCGCGGCCGCGUCGGCAGCGGGUAGCCACCGCCUCUCGCACAAGCACCUGUCCAAGCACAGGAAGGGGGCUGGCGCUCCCUCGGCUGUCAACCACUACGAGCCCAUCAGCAUCCUGCGCGCUGAGGCCGCCUUCCUCAAGGACGACGUCAAGAAGACGGACAAGGAAAAGAAGAAGAAGCUCUGGCAGACGCCGAGCAGCAGCAGCAGCGUCAGCAGCCGCUCGCACGCCGCUUCGUCGCUCAGCCGCACUGGCAUCUACUCUUCCACGUCGGACGUGUCGUCUGUGUCCGAUAGCCAGCACCGCCUCAAGUCGUUCAAGUCUUCCAUCCGUCUCAAGACGAUGAAUGCUGCGAGUGCUGCGAGUGCUGCGAGUGCUACCAGCAGGUCUCUCCGUCCCGGUACCGACGAGCCACACUCCUCGUCCUGCUGCAACUCGGAUCAAAGUGGAGAUCGCUUCGGCCUGCGACCCACCCUCCUUCCGCCUUUCAUACAUACUCCUGCUGCAUCCUGCUCCAUUCUGCUCCAUUCAGCCUCCAUCAACAUCACCCCGCCGCCGCCGCCGUUUUCGUUCCGCUGCAGUUCGGCAACGCGCAUUCCCGGCCGCACGCUCGAGCCGCGUCCGCUCCGCACCGCCUCACCGAGCGCACACCGGCUUGGCCUUAUCGUUUCGGUCCUUCAUCUCAUCGCAGCUUCAAGGCUUCCAUCCCGUUCUGCCCCUUCCUCGCCGCGUCUCUCCCAGCACGACGCCAGCCGGCCCGCGCCGAUCCCUGCUCUGCGCUCCGCACCGGCUCGGUCGCCUGCAUCCAUCGGUCGCCACGUCGAAACGGUCUCGUCUGUAGCCCAUCGGAUCCCGGCGUCUCCGCAUCCAGCCUCCAUCCAGCCACAACCACCUGUGCAUGCGCGUCGAGGGUCGUGCUCGGCGCCGCCCUUGUCAUCCGACAAUCUGCACAGCAUGUCAUCCGGCCCAAUGCGCAUCACCGACGAUGAGCUCAAGCGCGAGGUAGAGGCGCUCAAAUCCCACCGCAGGCUCUCCGUCAAUAGACCCGUCCUCGAUCCGGACCUCCCAGACCUUGCAGCCGCCUACGGCGGAGGUCAGGAGCUCCUCUCGGCCCCAUCCCCAGAGCGCGAGAGGCGCGGCUACAGCUUGGUCGACGAUGGCGCCGUCCCAAUACGAAGCCCUUCCUCCUCUUCCUCCGUCUCGUCUCUGUCGCCCGCCAAGAGCGUCUCCAACGAGCGCGCCCGCUUCACCGCCCGGCGCAGGGGACAGGGCUCCCACCAUUCGUCAGGCUCCGAAACAGGUGCGCUUUCGCCCGUCUCGGCUUCCCCGACCAGCGAAGCCUUCGACUCUAGACCCAUCGCCACCUCGCCCACCAGCAUCGGCCCUUCCAGCCCACAAUCGCCCAAGGAUCCCAGCCACCUCUUUUGGGUCCCUGCUUCUGUCCAUCCGGAAAUCUCGCCCUCCGACUUUCGCAACUUUAUCAAGGAGCAUGCCGCUCGCGCGGUCAGCCAGCACCACGGUGGUGCCGACGCCGAGAGCGACGACACGCUCCCGCCCCUUGCCGUCGGCGACUCGCCCAUCGCCCAGAGGCUGGACUCGGUGCGUCGACAGCAACAGCAACAGCAGCAGGGCCACUCGCAGACGAACGACGCCCACGGCGCGCUCCUCGGCCGAUCCACCUCGCUUUCACGACGCGGCAGUACUCUGCGCCGUCAGUAUCGACCGGAAAACGACACCGACGAUGGCGAUGACGACAAGACCCCGCGCCCACUGCAGCGCAAUCGCAGCGGCCUCUCCCGCGGCACCUACGGCCUUGCGAUACCCAACUUGACCAUCGACGAUCUCCAGAAGCUCGAGGCAGCCGCCGAGGAGGCGAGCCAGACCCAGGACCCCGCCAUGCUUCGAAGCGUGUUGCGGCGCACACUCAGCCUCAACACCACCUCCGACCUCGACACUGUCGAUGCCGUGCCGGCUCAACCCAUCGAAGACCCCGACGCGCCCAUCAUUGUGCCCAAGCCCGGUCAGAUCCUCCGCCGAGCUGCGCGCACCAAGAUGCGCAAGGCUUCGGGCGACUCGACGCGCGGAAGUCUCGCCUCGCGCAGGCGCGCGCCUCUGGGCACUCCCGAUGCGGAUGCAGCCGCCGUCGCCGAGGGCAGUCGUGCCUGGGAGCUUCAGCAAAGCAACUCCGAAGACAUGGAGAGGCGGCACAGCGGCCAGUCCGAAGUCUCGUGCGGUGCCGACGACUCGUCGUCCGCUGGCGACAGCUCGUCACGCCCCGUGUCGACCGAGGCGACCGACUCUAUCGUCGACGCUUACUCGCGAGACUCGUACCAAUCGGACGCCUCGCAGCGCACCAGCGUCACCUCGAUGGUCGACAGCUCCGCCUCGGAGACCACCCCGGCCGCUUCCACUGGGCAGCCCGAGCCGCUGAGCGAUUCGCCCCCGCACACGCCCACACAGGACUCGUUUGCCACCAUGCCUGGCGCCAAAGCGCUCACGGAGGGCGCCCACUUUGGUGCUGCUCCGGCGACAGCGCCCUCAUAUCAGCAGCAGCCUUCAUCCAGGAUGCCAGAUCCUCAUCAGACUCCCCGACCUGAUUCCAAGGCGCCCGCGAACAAUCAGAUCAAGCCGAUCCCGGUGUCGCAUGUACCGCCGGUGCCUUCGUUCGAAAAGACGACGCCGCAGCAGCAACAGCAGCAGCAGCAGCAGCAGCAGCAGCAGCAGCAGCAAAAGACAAGUCGACCGUCCUCGGCUGGCAGCACCGCCUCGUAUGCUUCGAAUGCCGCGGCUUCGGAUGCCGAGGUGGCUCAGAUGCCGCCUCGACCUGCCCCGGCUGCUGCCGGUUCCAAGCCGCAGAUCACACCUAUCGUCACGGGCCAGCAGCGACCGCCAGCUCAAGCACAAGCGCCUGCUCCGCCCGCUUCGAGCAGCUCCAAGCACAAGGAGAAGGAACGCAAAGGCGCAUUCGGUCUCUCGUGGUUUGGUCUCGGCAAGGAUGACGAAGAUGAGCGCAAGGCGGAGAAGGAAUCGCAACGCAAGCGCGAAAAGCACGAGAAGCGCGAGCGUAAGGAACGCGAACGUGAGGAAAAGGAGAAGGAGGAGAGCAGCUCGUCCAGCUUCCUUGGCGCCCUCUUUGGCAAGAAAAAGGGCCACGACGAGGCUGUGCACCAGGCCCCGCCUCGCCCUACCAACGGACAGCUCACGGCCGGCAGCUUGCUGGAGCGCAACGAGAUGGGCAUGUAUGGCAAGAACGGUGCAUUCUUCUACGCGCGCUACCCGAUCCACAUCGAGCGAGCCGUCUACCGCCUCAGCCACAUCAAGCUCGCCAACCCGCGCCGUCCGCUGUACGAGCAGGUGCUCAUCUCGAACCUCAUGUUCUGGUAUCUCAGCGUCAUCAAUCGAUCCAACCAGGGGCAGCCCGGCGCCCAGCCUCAACAGGCCGGUCCGGGCCAGAGCAAUGUAGUCAACCCGGCCGGCGAUCCGAACGGCGACCAAGCUGCUGGCGCGGCGGCGGGAGGUGGCGCUGCCAACGGGUACAAUACUGCCUCUGCUGGAGCCCAUGCAUCCGGCCAUGUGGACAACUCGAGCGCCUACGACGGCAUCGAGACGUCGUCGAGCAGUGCCGAUUCCGAGGACGGCUCAAGCUCGGAAACAUGGUCACAGAACAGCGGAGCGGCAGGCAACGGAUCUGCGCUCAAGCAGAAGCGCAACGGGCUGGUCAAGCCGAACCGAGCGCCCGGCGGAGCAAAUCGAGGUCGAUCGGCCGAAACGCCGAUGAGGCAGCCAGGAUACGGGAUGCAGCACCGUCAGAUCGACGAUGACCUCAAGACCAUGGGCUCGCACUCGGGGACCCUGGGUGGACCCACGGGCUUUGUGGUCGGCCAAGUAGUCGACGCCAAGGCGCUCCAGGCCAAUACGCCGUAUCGGCUGGUGCCGGAUUCGCGAAGUGGCGAGAAUCUGGGCUACCAAGACCAGGUCCAGUCGGCUACGACGGACUAUCUGGGUCUCGGCACGCAGUUUGGGUCGUCCGAGCCGCUGUGGCAGGGCGCCGAGGCGGAGACAGCCGGCUCGCCGCCUCUGCAGGCUCUGCGAAAGACGGGUGGUGCACCGGACGCGGUUCCGUCGGCGGGCAAUGCGUCGGCAGAGGUGAAGCGCAGCUCAAGCCCCAACCGGCCGUAUCGCUCGGAGGCGGAGAAAGAGCGAGCCUGGCUGGGCAUGCGCAAUAAUACGGGGCGUGCUUCACCCACCGGCUCUGGCCAUGGGUAUGGCAACAUCUCGCAGCAGAGCGCCAACGAUGGCCGCGAGGGCUCGGAACGCGCUGUGCACGAGAUGCACCCGCAGGGCAGGAGCAUGUCUGUCGGCGGAAUCGGUGCGAUGGGCCGCAGCGGCGAUGUUUGGAGCGGUCAGCAAGGCGCGGACCGAUCGCGCAAGAUGUCGAUGGGCCAAAUGACGCCGUCGGCAUCGAGCCAGGGGCUCACGUCGUCGAGCAGCUCGUCGUCCAGCUCGUCGUUCGGGACGAUCGAUGAGGGGGCUUUGGGUUACGGCCUGCCGAGCUCGGCAAGCACAGGGGCGGUCCCGAACGGCCACAUCAACCUGCCGAGUGCACCGGGCUCGAGCGCCAUGCUGGAUGCAGCUAGGACGAGUCAAUCGCGCAGGAGAUAG